AUGACGAGGCCUCACAUUAUUCGCGCUGACACGAUCGAUCUCCAGGAUCACGAAGCACCGUCUGCGAAAGACCACCCCCGAGGUCCUCACGGUUCACUGGGUGCUCAUCAGGCUGAGACCCUCCGAGAGGUCGCCCAGGAAUCCGCAGAGAUCCAAGCGCGCAGCCCCAGGCUGUCCUGGUCCAAUACUGAAGGAGACGGCGACGUGUCAGAUUCAGACGACCUUGCGGGCGAGAUCUCUCAAAGGCUCAACGGCGGCGUGAUGGACGAUGCAAGCAAGAAGCAGCAGCAAGAUGCGCUGGCUGUGGCGCAAAAUGGCGGCACUUCGGGCAACUCGGAUGAUGGAGACAUGGACGAUACGGACGAGAGCUUGGACGAUGAUAUGAUGGAUAAGAUAUCGAGUUCUCCUUCGAUUGAAGAUGCGAAGCCAUGUCCUCAUCUCCUUAUGUCAAAACCCCUGAACAUCCACCUGCACACUAUUCCCGGCAGCACAGCAAGGCUUCUGCUUCAAAUCGUCAUCAUCAUCUUCGCGUCGAACGACGACUUCUGUAGCGGCGAAGGAUCAGAUGUUAGAGUACUGCGCGGGUCUGGGGAACCGAGGCAUCAGGAGUUUGCGCAACGACGUGCUGAGCUGGAGAGGGCGGAAUGGGAUGAGGCAGCAGGAAUCGCUAACUACGACGACGAUGACGACGAUGACGACGACGACGACGACGACGGGAAUGACAUUCCACUCACUAUACCCUACAAACCUUCGAUCGAAGAAGAUGAUGAUGAUGAUGACGACCUUUCCUUUUCUGAUGAUUCCAUGUUCAUUGCUGGUGGCUGGGGCAGUGAGUGCUUACACGAAGCAGAGGACAUCGAUUUCGAAUUCGUCUACGCGCUCCACACCUUCGUCGCAACUGUAGAAGGCCAAGCGAAUGCGACAAAGGGUGAUACAAUGGUUCUGCUGGAUGACAGCAACAGCUAUUGGUGGCUGGUGCGAGUGGUAAAAGACAGCAGCAUUGAGCACAUUGAGACGCCGACUGAAAGACUGGCGCGCUUGAACAAGCACAGGAAUAUUGACGUAGUCGCUCCCUCCAUGGAAGAGAUGAACCUUUCUGACUUAGAUCAGCUUUCCGCUACAAUGCUCGGAGACCAGGCUGGAGAGAAAUCCAAGAGCACGUUCAAGACCGCUCUAAGGAAGAAGAAGAAGACUGUCGCGUUCGCCGCACCGACGUAUGUCGACUACUCGGACAUUGACUAUUCCUCAGAUGAAGAGGACAUGGACGAACUGUUUUCGCAACAACAAGGGCAGCAGCAACAACAACAGCAGCAACAGGCUACGGCGCAACAGUCAACAGACGAGAGCCAGGAUGACGAAACAGCGAAGGUAGAACCACUGAAGACCCGUACAAUCAAGGAGGUCAACGCAGAACCGGCGAACAAAGAGGACGCUGCAGAGGACGAUUCGAAACGCGACAGUGGCGAGAUCUUUGAGAAGCCAGAGGGGCCCAGCCGGUCGAGGAAUGGCACCGUCAGGAACACCGACUCUUUCUUUAAGGAUGAAACCGUCGAAACCAAGAAGAUCACGCUUACGCCUAACUUGCUUCGCGAUGAUAACAACUCACGACCUUCCACAACGGAGAGCACCGUCAAGCAGCGGCCUAGUCUGGACAAGAUGGACAAAGAGCUGCAGCCUGACAAGAAGGAGGAUAAGAAAAAGAAGGACAAGGAUAAGAAGGAGAAAGAAAAGAAGCCUAGCGCCAUUCGCAGUUUCUUCUCGCGUAAGGACAAGAAGAAGGCUGCUGAUGAUGAUGACGAGUCCUUCGGCAAACGGUCAAUGGAUAUUGUUACCGAGUCUCAGGAUCGAGAUUCGGAGGAGCAGCCAUCCUCCCCGAGAACAAGCGGCGGCUCCCAAGACCAACCUCAGCGGGCACCGAGCAAACUUCAGAAGCAACAACCGAGGGUAGAGCCAUCGCUGGCGAGAAAGGGAGGAGCUUCUGGGUCACAGAAGUCUGCCACCCGGGAACUAAGCGAGUUCAUCUCCUCUGAAGGUCGUCCUAACAAUGUUUCGAACGUUCCGCCAGCGUCUAUGCGCAUCGUGGAGGAUGAUUCAUCGGAUCCUGAUGUCGCAACUCAGCAGCGAAUCAAAUCACCCGAAACCACCCGGUUGCAGCAGUCGUCGUUGUCCAAGAUUAUGCCCUCGAGAAGUGGUGGCAGCGACAAGCCACAGAAGGUCACCAAGGCCAAGUCACGCGUGGAGCUUGAUGAUUUUGACUCUUCUGGUGAGGAGAUUGACCCUCCUGAACCUGAGGUGCAACAACCGGCCGAGGAGAAGUCCAAGGAGGAUAAACAGGCACGACCUGUGCCUGGCGCUUUUCCUGACAGCCAAACGAGCGUCCAGACUGUACAGAGUGCACAAAGUGCACAGAGCGACAAGACGGUCACUCCUUUACAAUCUCAACCUCAACCUCAACCUCAACCACAAGCUCAACCCACGCCUGUUGACCGAGAGAAGGACCGCCUCUCCGAAUCGCCUGUACAAGUGUCUCCAGUUACCACUAGCAACCCGCCUGCGCUCAUGGUAGACACUUCUAGUCAGGACGGCCACUCCACGUCGCCGUCACCGGAACUCAUCGACGCCGACGAGGUUGGCAGGCAUCGCGCUCAGGACUCCAUGACUGCUAGCUCAACAUCCACCGGGGGCAGCACGGCGCACAGCAGCUGGAACGAUGCUAAACUCCGGGCAUUCUUUGAUUCGAGCUCGGAUAUCCGAGACAUGCUUGUCGUGGUUUACGACAAGAGCGAUGUGGCGCCUGCUGGACCGGAUCACCCCGUUGCAGGAAGCUUGUUCCGUGAACAGAACGCCAAGUUGGCGGAAAUUACGACACACGCAAGCAAAGACUUCGAGGCACGCACCAUGGGCACUUAUAUCUUGGACAGUAGUAUCACGGGCCAAAGGAACGACCUCUCCCCCGAUUUGCGGUCCAACCUUCAUAGCAUCGAUCAUGAACCCAGCUGGUACCGCUACAUCCGCGCCAGCAAAUCCAAAACCAUCUAUCCGGUGCGGGUUUUGCACGACUACACCCGCGGCGCCGUUACAAACCCCUUGGGGCUGAUCACCGGCGAGGGCGGGCCGACAGUUUUCACCCGUUUAUCAGACACAGACGAGACUCCAUCUGUCACGAUUGAUUUCGGGCUGAACACCGUAGGAAUCCUGUCCAUUGCCUUUGCCGGAUCAUCGACGCCGGGGGAAAGUGAAAGCAGGCCGGGGAUCAGGCUAGCCUUUUCGGAGACGUUGCAGUUUCUGAGUAAUGUGAGUGACUUCUCAAGGUCGUACAAUGGGGACGCCAUCACUCCCGGCAGCGACCAGAUUGCUGUGAAGGGGGACCCUUAUGUGUGGUCUGCCAAACAUGGGUGCGAGCAUCCUGAUGGCAAGGGAAAGGGGAAGGUCUGCGUGGACGGGUUGCACGGGUUCCGGUAUUUGAAGAUCUAUCUUGACGCAUUACCCUCUGACGCGCCUUACACCACUUGUCUUGGUGAAGUCAAGAUCUCUUCUGUCAAUCUGCAGCUUUCCGCAUUCCAUGGCACGCCGGAUACCUUCAAGGGAUGGUUCGAGUGCAGCGAUCUUGAACUCACGAGAUGGUGGUUCGACGGGGUAUACACUAACGAUCAGUGCAUCGACACCUUCCGGGCCGAAGAUGCGGAGCCGAGAGGCGCGGGAAGCGAUACGCUUGAGGGCAAGAAGGUGAUACACGAUGCCCCGAAGAGAGACCGGGACCCGUAUGUGGGCGACUUGGCCGUUGCAGCGCUAACGGCGUAUCUUUCGCAUGGGGAGUUGGUGGCUGAGGCAAGUGGAAAUGUGCUGGCGGAUUUGGCGGCGCAUCAGAGGAGUGAUGGAUGGAUUCCGCCUGCAAGCAUAAAUAACUACACGCUGCCAUUGUUCGACUAUCCCCUCUGGUGGGUUGUCUGCAGUCAUGACUACGUCUGGUACACCGGGGACGUUGGCUACCUUGAAACCUAUUACCCCAACUUGCUGGCUGUUCUGGAUAAAUGGUACCCUUCUGUUACGAACCCGGAGACGCAACUGGUCACCAAGGGUCUCAACGGAACGGGUAGGUACGGCGAUUAUGCCUUCCUACCGCGCCAAGGGCCGGUGACGUAUUACAACGCACUCUACGUGCUUGCUUUGCGGAGGGCGGCUGAUAUGGCGGAGCAUCUCUCCCGCCCUGAAGAUGCAGAGAGAUGGAUCUUGCGUUCGCAUGCUGUUGCGAAUGCUUUGGAGCAUCGCAACUUUGACGAGAGUGUCGGGGCGUUUUACGACGGGACAAGGGGAGCGACAUCCGAGGAGUUUGUGGAUGCGCAUGCACAAGAUGGGAACAGCAUUGCCAUUCUCGCGGAUGUCGUAUUUGGAGAUACGGCAAAGAGGAUACUGGAAUAUUACUCUCGAACUGCUUCAAGACCUUAUGGGAACGCGUUCUACGACUCGGAUGCUGUUGGGCAGGGAUUUAGUCAGAGGGUUUAUGCAUUUGUGUCAUAUUUUGAGCUGGCGGCAAAGUUCAAGACAGGUGAUGAAGAGCUAGCCGAGAGCGCGGUGGAAGAGAUAAAGAGGCUAUACGGCUGGAUGAGCGGGCAAGAUCCCGGGGUGACGUUCUGGGAGGGCAUCGGGGAGAACGGGAAGCCUUAUGAGGAUGGGUACACGAGCAUGGCGCACGGCUGGGCCACGGGCAUUGUGCCUUUGAUGAGCAACUACGUUCUGGGGGUCAAGCCGACAAGCCCCGGCUUCCAGACAUUCAGCGUGAAGCCAGUCAGGGCCGGGUUGACGUGGGCUAUGGGGGUUGUACCGACGCCCAGGGGCGGAGUGAUCGGCGUCGAGUGGAUGAAUAGAGGGAAUGGAUGGUUCAAAAUUGCGGUAAAGGCAGAGGCCGGGUUGAAAGGGCAUGUUGGAGUACCGGUCGAUGGAAAAGGGGCUGUGAUCGAGAUGGACGGGAGAGUUGUGUACGAUGGUCGUGACGGGCCCGGCGCUUGGUUCUGCGAGAGAAGGGUCAUGAUUGAGGUUGAUGGGAAAGGAUGGGAUUCUGCGACGGUGAUAUCCGUCCAAGGAAGUGAUGAAGACCUGUAA
This is a messenger RNA of Colletotrichum truncatum, 5100 nucleotides long. NCBI's taxonomy places the organism in Eukaryota, Fungi, Ascomycota, Sordariomycetes, Glomerellales, Glomerellaceae. The record is from RefSeq and is a predicted model, not a curated record.